This is a messenger RNA of Hyposmocoma kahamanoa, 1387 nucleotides long. RefSeq names its product protein big brother-like. The record is from RefSeq and is a predicted model, not a curated record. Lineage: Eukaryota; Metazoa; Arthropoda; Insecta; Lepidoptera; Cosmopterigidae. The transcript has 3 exons. The coding region runs from base 174 to 872 and encodes 232 amino acids. Gene Ontology annotation, molecular function: sequence-specific DNA binding; transcription coactivator activity. Gene Ontology annotation, cellular component: nucleus; core-binding factor complex. Gene Ontology annotation, biological process: regulation of transcription by RNA polymerase II.
ACCGAUUACUACGACGCAAGGUGGUCGUGUCGCAGAUCGGACUCCGGACGGUGUGUUCGUAGUAAGGCACUGAUUCAUCAGACUAGAGCGGCGCGCUGAGUCAGUGUGGUGCGCAUUCGAGAAGUGAUGUUAGGUUCUGCCUUAGUGUGACCCUGGACUUUGUGUUGUAAACAAUGAGUGACCCAGCUGCUUUGGCAGGCAUGUUGCCUUUCGAUUCUAUCGGCCUCUACGAGCAGCCGAAACCACGCUUUAUAUUCAAGAUGCCACGUGUCGUUCCUGAUCAAAAAGGCAAAUUUGAAUCAGAUGAUCUCUUUAAAAGGCUGAGCAGAGAAAGCGAGGUCCGAUACACGGGAUACAGGGAUCGUCCCCCUGAGGAACGACAGAUGCGAUUUACCAGCGGCUGCCGCGAAGGGCAUACGGAGAUCGCAUUUACGGCCACUGGCACCAACCUGCAGCUAAGUUUCGACCACUCUCCUUACAAUAAUCGAGGUUGCGACUUCCAGAAAGAAAGCGGCAAGGUACACAUCGUCUCCCGGUUCAUAAUGAAUGGGGUUUGCGUCCGAUGGCGGGGUUGGAUAGAUCUGGAGCGACUGGAUGGCGUCGGUUGUCUGGAGUUAGAUGAGGAGCGCGCCGCAAUGGAGGAUGCAGCUCUACGCGAGCAAAUUGAGCGUUAUAACCAGCGACUGAGAGAUUUUGAGGACAAACAGCGGGCGUAUCGCGAGCACGGCGAAGAGUUACGUGCUCAUUCUCAUGUACACGCGCAACGUUGCCAUCAACCGCGGCAGCCACAGCAUGCCGUACAUCCUUCACAUCCUCAUCCACCACACCCUGUUCACAUCAAACCACAUUCACAGGGCGCUCUUAUCUCCUAAACUCCUUUUCCUACAACUCUGACAAAGCCAACAAAUCCCAUCAACUUUUAUUUACAAUAUUAUUUAGUUUUGUCUGUUAAUUACUACUUGGCCUACUUACAAGCACACUCCAUUUAUUGAAACAUUUUCCUGUAAACUUAUAAACCGACAAUACUAUUUAGUAGGUCAAAUGGUGAUUAUUCUGAAACACAAACCGACAACUAUGUGAACCAUUGUUGUUUUCAUUAUUGAAGACGUCUGUUUUGACCAUAAUAGACGUGUUAGUAGGUGUUAGAUUUGAAUGUCUUCAGCUUAAGCCAAUGACCUUAUCACCAAAAAGUAUUAAAUCUACCUUAUCACGUAGGUGGACCUAAGUUCAAUAGUCUUAUAAUGUAUGUCAAAAUGUGUUGCAAUGUUAGUUGUAAGUUAAUUAGUGUUAAAAAUAAAACAACAGCAACAACAUUUUUAACUUUUGAUGUUGUAUCAUUCAAUAAAUUUGAAAAGGCAAAAUAUAUAAAAAAAAGCAUAUAAAAAUC